Messenger RNA from Ochotona curzoniae (black-lipped pika), 1622 nucleotides. It is a transcript of the gene SMYD2, whose product is annotated as SET and MYND domain containing 2. The record is from RefSeq and is a predicted model, not a curated record. Gene Ontology annotation, molecular function: histone methyltransferase activity; protein-lysine N-methyltransferase activity; protein binding. Gene Ontology annotation, cellular component: nucleus. NCBI's taxonomy places the organism in Eukaryota, Metazoa, Chordata, Mammalia, Lagomorpha, Ochotonidae. The transcript has 12 exons. Bases 10 to 1311 code for a protein of 433 amino acids.
GCCGCCACCAUGCGGGCCGAGGGCCACGGCGGCCUGGAGCGCUUCUGCAGCCCGGGCAAGGGCCGAGGGCUGCGGGCCCUCCAGACCUUCCAGGUCGGGGACUUGCUCUUCUCCUGCCCGGCCUAUGCCUACGUGCUCACGGUCAACGAGCGGGGCAACCACUGCGAGUACUGCUUCGCCAGGAAAGAAGGACUGUCCAAAUGCGGAAGAUGUAAGCAAGCCUUUUACUGCGACAUGGAGUGUCAGAAAGAAGACUGGCCCAUGCACAAGCUCGAGUGUUCUUCCAUGGUGGUUUUUGGGGAAAACUGGAAUCCCUCUGAGACCGUAAGGCUGACAGCCAGGAUUCUGGCCAAACAGAAAAGCCACCCGGAGAGAACACCGUCUGAGAAGUUGCUGGCCGUGGAGGAGUUUGAAUCCCAUCUGGAUAAGCUGGACAAUGAGAAGAAGGACCUGAUUCAGAGCGACAUCUCCGCUCUGCAUCACUUCUACUCCAAGCACCUUGAGCUCCCCGACCGCAGCAGCCUUGUGGUGCUGUUCGCCCAGGUUAACUGUAACGGCUUCACCAUCGAAGAUGAAGAACUUUCUCACUUGGGAUCCGCGAUAUUCCCCGAUGUCGCCUUGAUGAACCAUAGUUGUUGCCCCAAUGUCAUUGUGACCUACAAGGGGACCCUGGCGGAAGUCAGAGCUGUGCAGCAAAUCAGCCCCGGUGAGGAGGUUUUCACCAGCUACAUCGAUCUGCUGUAUCCGACAGAGGACAGGAACGAGCGGCUAAGAGAUUCCUACUUCUUCACUUGCGAGUGCCUGGAGUGCACCACCAAAGAUAAGGACAAGGCCAAGGUGGAAAUCCGGAAGCUGAAUGACCCACCAAAGGCAGAAGCCAUCCGGGACAUGGUCCGAUACGCACGUAACGUCAUAGAGGAGUUCCGGAGGGCCAAGCACUACAAAUCCCCUGCAGAGCUGCUGGAGAUCUGCGAGCUCAGCCAGGAGAAGAUGGGCUCAGUGUUUGGGGACAGUAACGUGUACAUGCUGCACAUGAUGUACCAGGCCAUGGGCGUGUGCCUCUUCAUGCAGGACUGGGAAGGAGCCCUGCGGUACGGACAGAAAAUCAUCAGGCCCUACAGCAAGUAUUAUCCUCUGUACUCGCUCAAUGUGGCCUCCAUGUGGCUGAAGCUGGGCAGACUCUACAUGGGCUUGGAAAACAAAGCUGCUGGGGAGAAAGCCCUGAAGAAGGCCAUUGCAAUCAUGGAAGUAGCUCACGGCAAAGAUCACCCAUACAUCUCUGAGAUCAAACAGGAGCUGGGAAGCCAGUGAGACUGUGGUGCCUGAUCUCCCCAUGUGCUCAGUCCCGAGACCUCAGAGGGCUCAUCUCCAAUCUAGCCCAUCACUCCUGCACCGUGACCCCGCUGCGAUGACAGCACCUCUCUGCUCUGCAACUUUGCACACGCCACCCCUCCAGACCGGCCUUUGUCUACACAGCAAACUAGUUUUGAAUGUUUCUUUUCCUGAGAGAGCGAGCAGCAUGAUUUUGCAUAUUAUAAUACUGUAAAAAAAAAUGUCAACUAUCUUCCCCUUUAUCCCUACUGUAAUGUUCUGAAUAAAUCCUAUGGAGGAGAGAGAAGGAA